Molecule: messenger RNA, 6061 nt
Organism: Photinus pyralis (common eastern firefly)
Lineage: Eukaryota; Metazoa; Arthropoda; Insecta; Coleoptera; Lampyridae
Gene: RpII215
Product: DNA-directed RNA polymerase II subunit RPB1
Exons: 17
Coding region: 81-5786 (1901 amino acids)
Biological process (GO): transcription by RNA polymerase II
Cellular component (GO): RNA polymerase II, core complex
Molecular function (GO): DNA binding
Source: RefSeq, a predicted model, not a curated record
UGCGCAUCUGAGGUGACAGUUGUAAAUAAAAACAGCAGUAGGAAAAGUUGCGCUUCAGCAAUCUGUUCGUGGCCGUCAAAAUGGCCGCUAACGACAGUAAAGCGCCUCUUAGAUAUGUUAAGCGGGUACAAUUUGGUAUCCUCAGUCCAGAUGAAAUACGACGUAUGUCGGUCACGGAGGGUGGCAUCCGUUUCCCAGAGACUAUGGAAGCGGGCCGUCCAAAGCUCGGCGGUCUUAUGGACCCCCGACAAGGAGUAAUCGAUAGAAAUUCCAGAUGUCAAACUUGUGCGGGCAACAUGACGGAAUGUCCUGGACAUUUCGGACACAUUGACCUAGCCAAGCCUGUUUUUCACGUCGGGUUUAUAACGAAAACUAUUAAAAUAUUAAGAUGUGUAUGCUUCUACUGUAGUAAAUUGUUAGUUAGUCCUAAUAAUCCUAAAAUUAAAGAAGUCGUUAUGAAGUCAAAAGGUCAGCCUAGGAAACGAUUGGCUUUUGUGUACGACCUGUGCAAAGGUAAAAAUAUAUGUGAGGGUGGUGACGAAAUGGACGUUGGGAAAGAAGGCGAAGAUCCAGGUAAGCGACAAGGACACGGUGGAUGCGGUCGUUACCAACCAAAUAUACGUAGAACUGGUCUUGAUUUGACUGCAGAAUGGAAGCAUGUGAAUGAAGACUCGCAAGAGAAAAAGAUACCACUAUCAGCAGAAAGAGUUUGGGAAAUUUUAAAACACAUUACAGAUGAAGAAUGCUUUAUAUUGGGUAUGGAUCCCAAAUUUGCAAGACCCGACUGGAUGAUCGUUACAGUUCUCCCCGUACCACCACUUCCAGUUCGUCCCGCGGUAGUCAUGUAUGGUUCUGCAAAAAAUCAAGACGAUUUGACCCAUAAACUAGCAGAUAUAAUAAAAUCCAAUAAUGAGUUACAAAGGAAUGAGUCGACUGGUGCACCUGCCCAUGUCAUAUCCGAAAAUAUAAAAAUGUUACAGUUUCAUGUGGCGACCUUGGUUGAUAACGAUAUGCCCGGUAUGCCAAGAGCGAUGCAAAAAUCAGGAAAACCUCUGAAAGCAUUAAAGGCGCGCUUAAAGGGCAAGGAAGGUAGAAUUCGUGGUAAUCUUAUGGGCAAACGUGUUGAUUUCUCAGCACGAACUGUAAUUACGCCCGAUCCAAAUUUGAGAAUCGAUCAAGUUGGUAUACCGAGGAGUAUUGCCCAGAAUCUUACAUUUCCCGAAAUUGUAACCCCUUUUAAUUUUGACAAAAUGUUGGAGUUAGUCCAGCGAGGAAACUCUCAAUAUCCUGGUGCAAAGUAUAUUGUUAGAGAUAAUGGGGAAAGAAUCGAUUUACGUUUUCAUCCAAAACCGUCCGAUUUGCAUCUGCAGUGUGGCUAUAAAGUGGAACGGCAUAUUCGCGAUGGCGAUCUUGUAAUAUUCAAUCGACAGCCUACUUUGCACAAGAUGAGUAUGAUGGGUCAUAGAGUUAAAGUCUUGCCAUGGUCAACAUUUCGAAUGAACCUAAGUUGUACUUCACCUUAUAACGCCGAUUUUGAUGGGGACGAAAUGAAUUUGCAUGUUCCUCAAAGUAUGGAAACAAGAGCCGAAGUGGAGAAUCUGCACAUCACUCCUCGACAAAUUAUAACACCACAAGCAAAUAAGCCGGUUAUGGGUAUUGUACAGGACACCCUCACUGCAAUUCGUAAAAUGACAAAACGAGACGUUUUUAUUAAUAAAGAACAAAUGAUGAAUCUUCUCAUGUUCCUGCCAAUUUGGGAUGGAAAGAUGCCACGACCGGCUAUUUUGAAACCACAACCAUUGUGGACCGGUAAACAGAUAUUUUCGCUAAUUAUUCCUGGAAAUGUAAAUAUGAUACGAACUCAUUCGACACAUCCUGAUGAGGAAGAUGAUGGCCCAUACAAGUGGAUAUCACCUGGGGAUACCAAGGUAAUGGUCGAACACGGGGAGUUGGUCAUGGGAAUUUUAUGCAAAAAAACCUUGGGUACUUCGGCAGGGUCUUUAUUGCAUAUUUGUAUGUUAGAAUUGGGCCAUGAAGUAUGCGGAAGAUUCUAUGGUAACAUUCAGACUGUUGUAAAUAACUGGCUGUUAUUAGAAGGGCACAGUAUUGGUAUUGGUGAUACCAUUGCGGAUCCUCAAACAUAUUUGGAAAUUCAAAAGGCAAUCAAGAAAGCCAAGGAAGAUGUAAUAGAAGUCAUCCAAAAAGCUCACAAUAUGGAGUUAGAACCUACCCCCGGUAAUACCUUGCGACAGACUUUCGAGAAUCAAGUAAAUAGGAUAUUGAACGACGCUCGUGACAAAACUGGCGGUUCUGCUAAGAAAUCCCUAACUGAAUACAACAACUUAAAAGCUAUGGUGGUGGCUGGAUCCAAAGGAUCGAAUAUUAACAUUUCUCAGGUUAUUGCCUGUGUGGGACAGCAAAACGUAGAAGGAAAACGUAUUCCUUUCGGUUUUCGAAAACGUACCCUUCCGCAUUUCAUCAAAGACGAUUACGGUCCUGAGUCUCGAGGGUUCGUGGAAAAUUCGUAUCUUGCCGGUUUGACGCCGUCAGAGUUUUAUUUUCACGCUAUGGGAGGUCGUGAGGGUCUUAUCGAUACUGCCGUAAAAACUGCAGAAACCGGAUAUAUUCAACGUCGUCUCAUUAAAGCUAUGGAGUCUGUAAUGGUGCAUUACGAUGGUACUGUUCGUAAUUCAGUAGGUCAGCUAAUUCAGUUGAGAUAUGGAGAAGACGGUUUGUGUGGAGAAAUGGUCGAAUUUCAGACUUUACCCACUGUCAAAUUGAGUAAUAAGGCAUUUGAAAGGAAAUUUAGAUUUGAUCCUAGCAAUGAGAGGUAUUUACGGAGAAUUUUCAACGAGGAUGUCAGCAGACAACUCAUGGGAUCUGGUGAGGUUAUUUCCGAGUUGGAAAGGGAGUGGGAGCAGCUUCAGAAGGAUCGCGAAGCGUUGAGACAAAUCUUCCCUAGUGGCGAGUCUAAGGUUGUACUGCCCUGCAAUUUGCAAAGAAUGAUUUGGAACGUUCAAAAAAUCUUCCACAUUAACAAAAGGGCUCCGACGGAUCUUUCACCUUUACGUGUCAUACAAGGUGUUCGAGAGUUAUUGCAGAAGUGUAUUAUAGUCGCCGGAGACGAUCGUCUAUCUAAACAAGCUAACGAAAAUGCCACUUUACUAUUCCAAUGUUUAGUGCGCUCUACGUUGUGUACAAAAUGUGUUUCGGAAGAGUUCAGAUUAAGCACGGAAGCAUUUGAAUGGUUAAUUGGUGAAAUCGAGACUCGAUUCCAACAAGCACAGGCGAACCCUGGAGAAAUGGUCGGUGCGUUGGCCGCGCAGUCUUUAGGAGAACCUGCCACUCAGAUGACCUUGAAUACUUUCCAUUUUGCUGGAGUAUCUUCCAAGAACGUAACCCUUGGUGUACCUCGACUGAAAGAAAUUAUCAACAUUUCGAAGAAACCCAAAGCUCCAUCUUUAACUGUCUUCCUAACUGGAGUCGCUGCACGUGAUGCAGAAAAGGCAAAGAACGUACUGUGUCGAUUGGAACACACCACCCUACGAAAGGUGACCGCAAAUACUGCUAUCUACUAUGAUCCUGACCCUCAAAAUACGGUUAUUCCCGAAGAUCAAGAAUUCGUAAAUGUCUACUAUGAAAUGCCCGACUUUGAUCCGACACGGAUUUCACCUUGGCUGUUGCGUAUUGAGUUGGAUCGCAAACGCAUGACAGAUAAGAAAUUAACCAUGGAACAAAUCGCGGAAAAGAUCAAUGCUGGAUUUGGUGACGAUUUGAAUUGUAUUUUCAAUGAUGAUAAUGCUGAGAAGUUAGUGCUACGUAUACGCAUUAUGAAUAGCGAUGAUGGAAAGUUUACUGAUGGUGGGGAUGAGGAUGUUGAUAAGAUGGAUGAUGACAUGUUUUUGAGAUGUAUUGAAGCAAAUAUGUUAAGUGAUAUGACUUUACAGGGAAUUGAAGCAAUUGCUAAAGUGUACAUGCAUUUGCCUCAAACGGAUAGCAAAAAAAGAAUUGUUAUCACCGAAACUGGAGAGUUUAAGGCCAUAGCUGAAUGGUUGUUGGAAACUGACGGUACCAGUUUAAUGAAAGUACUUUCUGAAAGGGACGUUGAUCCAGUUCGUACUUUUUCUAAUGAUAUUUGUGAAAUUUUUUCGGUACUCGGUAUUGAGGCUGUACGUAAAUCGGUUGAAAAAGAAAUGAAUGCUGUACUGCAAUUUUAUGGGUUGUACGUAAAUUACCGCCAUCUGGCGUUGUUGUGCGACGUUAUGACUGCAAAAGGUCAUCUUAUGGCUAUUACUCGUCACGGCAUCAAUAGACAAGACACUGGUGCCCUUAUGAGAUGUUCCUUUGAAGAAACUGUUGACGUGCUUAUGGAUGCCGCAUCACAUGCCGAAGUAGAUCCAAUGAGAGGGGUAUCUGAAAAUAUUAUUAUGGGCCAGUUACCUAGAAUGGGUACAGGCUGUUUCGAUUUGCUAUUGGACGCCGAAAAAUGUAAAAUGGGAAUUCCAAUUCCUCAAACGAAUGGAGCCGAUAUAAUGAGUUCUGGAAUGUUCUUUGGAUCUGUAGCGACACCCAGUAUGAGCCCAGGGGGAGCAAUGACACCUUGGAAUCAAGCCGGUACUCCCUAUGUCGGAGGAAGUGCGUGGUCACCUCCAAAUAUGUUAGGUAGUGGAAUGACACCAGGAGGUCCAGCGUUUUCACCAUCAGCUGCUUCUGACGCAUCAGGCAUGUCUCCAGCAUAUGGAGCUUGGUCAUCUCCAACACCUCAAUCUCCGGCCAUGUCACCUUUCAUACCUUCACCUCGAGGAUCGUCUCCUUCAUACAGUCCAUCAAGCCCAGCAUAUCAACAGAUAGCCUCGCCAUCAAUGACCCCUGCAUCACCAGGUUACGCUACUAGUUCUCCAGGGUACACCCCGACAAGCCCACAUUACAGUCCUACCAGUCCCAAUUAUUCACCCACAAGUCCAAGCUACAGCCCUACAUCUCCUUCAUACUCUCCCACAAGUCCUAGUUAUUCGCCUACUUCUCCAAGUUACUCGCCAACCUCUCCAUCAUAUUCCCCUACCUCUCCUUCAUACAGCCCUACUUCACCAAGUUACUCUCCCACAUCUCCAAGUUAUUCUCCUACUUCACCAAGUUAUUCUCCUACUUCACCAAGUUAUUCACCCACUUCUCCCAGUUACUCACCAACUUCCCCCUCAUACAGUCCCACAUCUCCUAGUUACUCCCCAACAUCACCCAGUUAUUCACCUACCUCACCCAGUUACUCGCCAACAUCUCCCAGUUACUCUCCCUCAUCACCAAGAUAUUCACCAGCGUCACCCAGCUAUUCUCCCACCUCGCCUAGUUACUCUCCAUCAUCUCCCCAAUAUUCCCCCGCAUCACCAAGUUACUCGCCAUCGUCACCAAAAUAUUCACCGACGUCACCGAGCUACUCACCCUCCUCGCCAUCUUUUGCCGGAGGAAGCCCACAAUAUUCACCAACCUCUCCAAGCUACUCUCCCACGUCUCCGAGCUACUCGCCAUCAUCGCCACAGCACACACCUGCAGGUAGCUCGCGUUACUCCCCAUCGUCUCCGAACUACUCACCUACUUCACCAAGCUACUCACCAACAUCACCGCAAUACUCGCCCAACGCCAGCACCAAGUAUUCUCCAACCUCGCCGACCUACACGCCCACCUCCCCCAGUUACUCACCUGCUAGUCCCGUCUACUCUCCCGAACCUCCCAGAUAUUCUCCUUCGUCUCCCAGCUAUUCACCUACAAGUCCCGAAGGUGAACAUGAUUAAUUACAAAUUAAUAUAUAUUCGAUUAAUUUUUAUUAUAUCUAUUCAUAUUUGAAAAUUGUACAUAAGUUUAGAAGUUGCACCUCAGGAACAAUUCUUGAUUUUUAUUUUUGUAUCGAUUGAUAGUAAUGCUAAUUCAAAUUAAUACAAAAAAAAAUAAAAAAGUUUUAUGUUAUUGAUAUAAAAUAGUUAAAAAUAUGUUAAGUUAUGUAAAAUAGGUAUAAAUAAGGCAUUAUUUGUUUGUAUUUGCAUUGAAUGAAAUACAUUAUCAAUUAUGA